CAUUAAAGAAAAGAAUCCUUGAAUUAUAUUAUAAAUCUUUCAAAACACGGCGUGAAAAAAAAAUGUUUGCUACGUCAGCUUUCAAUACAGUUUAACAUUGUUGGACUAUAAUUCUGGUAAACAUGCUUUCCGAGUUGAUAUGGAGCUCCGGAAGGACGAAAAGGCUUAAUGUUUGAGCUAAAUACAAGUCCGUUUUAAAGGGGAGAGUACUGGAGUUACAAACUGGCUCCCCUUUCUUCUUGUUUUCUGCGACUCGGAGGCGUUUAUUUUUUUUAUGUUCACAAUGUUAGUUCCGCGGGGAGUCCGGAAGAUGCUGGAAGGGGUGUUUCUCUGAAGACGAAUUUUCAGAAGGAGAAGAGUGGCGGCUGCUACUUGCUCCCCCGUCUGAUUGUUUAAAUCAGAGCGUUAAGGAGGAGGUGGUGGGGUUGUAAAUUGUCCUUUUAAAAAUAAAAAAGCUAAGCACUUUAAAUUGUUGGAUAACAACGAUGUAAUGGCGAACUCUACUUUGCUGUGACGAUGAGUUCUUGCUUUGUACCAAACGGGGCCAGCCUGGAGGAUUGCCAUUCCAAUCUAUUCUGUCUGGCUGACUUGACUGGGAUUAAAUGGAAAAGGUUCGUGUGGCAGGGUCCCACAACUUCUCCAAUUCUUUUCCCAGUGACAGAGGAAGACCCCAUCUUGUGCAGCUUCAGUCGCUGCCUGAAGGCUGAUGUGCUUAGUGUAUGGCGGCGAGAUCAAACUCCUGCAGUUAGAGAUUUAUGGAUAUUUUGGUGGGGUGAUGAUCCUAACUUUGCUGAACUUAUUCAUCAUGAGUUAAAGGAAGAAGAAGAUGGGGUCUGGGAGAAUGGACUUUCUUAUGACUGCCGUACUUUACUCUUCAAGGCUGUUCAUAAUCUUCUUGAGAGAUGUUUGAUGAACCGGAACUUUGUACGCAUUGGGAAGUGGUUUGUGAAGCCUUAUGAAAAAGAUGAGAAACCCAUAAAUAAAAGUGAGCACUUGUCCUGUUCUUUCACUUUCUUCUUGCAUGGAGACAGCAAUGUUUGUACCAGCGUGGAAAUCAACCAGCACCAGCCUGUAUACCUCUUAAGUGAAGAACAUCUUACUCUUGCCCAGCAGUCUAACAGUCCUUUUCAUGUUAUAUUGAGCCCCUUUGGAUUGAAUGGCACUCUCACUGGACAGUCAUUCAAACUGUCUGACCCUCCUACUCAGAAACUCAUAGAAGAAUGGAAACAGUUUUAUCCUAUGACAUCAAGCUUCAAGGAUACUUCUGAGGACAGACAGGAGGAGAUGGAUUGGGAGGAUGAUUCUUUGGCAGCUGUGGAAGUUCUUGUUGCCGGAGUGAGAAUGGUUUACCCAGCAAGCUUUGUAUUGGUUCCUCAGUCAGACAUGCCUGUUGCUAGCUCUGUUGCGUCUUCUCAAUGUACAGCCACAUAUGCAAGUGUCCACCAAGUGCCUGUUUCUACAAGGGAUCCUGCAAUGUCAUCUGUAACACUGACACCUCCUACAUCCCCUGAAGAGGUGCAAACUGUUGACUCUCGCUCUGCACAAAAGUGGAUGAAGUUUUCUUCAGUUUCAGAUGCAUUUAAUCCAGACAGCACCAGUCAUCAUGGUGGCAAAGUUCCCAGAAAACUGGCAAAUCAGGUCGUUGACAGGGUGUGGCAGGAGUGUAAUGUUAACAGAACCCCAAACAAGAGAAAGUAUUCUUCUAGCACUAGUGGAGUUUCUGAAGAAGUAGUUGAAAAGAUCGGAUGCUGGGAUUUUGUUGAUGCUGUCCAAAGAACAAAUUGCAAUUGUUCAAGGCACAAAAGUCUGAAACAAAGAACUGCUGGUCCCCAUGGACAGCCUCAGUCUCUAAAUCAGCAGCAGCAACAAAGUGCAAAACACAAAACAAAUGAGAAGCAAGAAAAGGGGGAGAAACCACAGAAACGACCACUUACUCCUUUCCACCAUCGAGCAUCUUUGUGCGAGGAUGUUCCUCUGGAUUCAGAUUCAUCCAGUCAGAGACUAGGUAUCCGGCCACAGGACAGUGGCGGUAGAUUUACGAACAUUAGACCCAGUGAUGCAGCUAAAACUCCUCAAAUGCAUGUCCCUGAAAUAGGUUCACCGCCGCCACCACCUCUAAGUCCUCACCCUUGUGAUAGGGCUGAUGAAGUAGCAGAAGUAAUAAAAAAUCCCUCCACUCCCCAAAGUCAGCAUUUUUAUCAGAUGCCUACUCCAGAUCCUUUAAUUUCCUCCAAGCCUGUUGAAGACAGAGCAGACGUUUUACCUCAGCCUUUCCCAGCUCAUUUCCCUGAAAAUUUGGAACUUACGGUAUAUAUUGGUGCAGCAGUAUCUACUGAAGGUGAUGGUGCUGAUUCUGCUUGGAAGUUUUAUAAAGUUCCCCAGAAACAUGACACUGAAUUCUUACCCCCUGCUUUUCCAUGUGAAAAACACAGAGAAGAACACCUGGGAUUCACAGCACAGGAGAAUGUAAAAUCUGUUACUGAAGUGAUGGCUCAUUCUAAGAAAUCAAUGAAAGUUUCAGAUGAGCUUAUACAGUAUUAUCAGAGUAAAAAUCACCAUUUAAUGUCUGUCGUUCCUGAUGUCAACCAAGAACCAGAUUCUGAUCCCUAUGCAUUUGUUGAUGUGGAUGACGGUGAUGUAGAAAUAAUUUUCGAUAAGAAGGAUAAGCAGAAUUUUGAGAGAGAGGGAAAGAAGAAUAAGGGGGACUCACCUUCUCAUUCUUCUGACAAUGGACAGCGUGGUGCUACUCACGUCCGCACUGCAUCCACCAGCCUGAUUCAUGAAACUGAUCUUGUUGUUUCUUACACUGACCUCGACAAUCUCUUCAAUUCUGAUGAAGAUGAUCUUGCUCCUGGAUCGAGACGAAUAGCGAGUGGCUCAGAUGAGAAGACCAGCAACAAAGAUUCAAAACCAGGAACACUAGACCCACUCUCUUGCAUAAGUUCUGCAGAUCUCCAUAAAAUGUUUCCAACCCCUCCAUCACUUGAGCAACACAUCAUGGGCUUCUCUCCAAUGAACAUGAACAAGGACUAUGGCGCUAUGGAUACUGUUGCCGGUAUGACUUUAUUAGAUGGCAACAGCUCUUCUACAGGAGGACAGUUCAAAAUCGAAGUAGAUGAGGGAUUUUGCAGCCCUAAACCUUCUGAAGUCAAGGAUUUCUCUUAUGUCUACAAACCAGAAGCAUGCCAGGCUUUAGUUGGCUGUUCCAUGUUUGCUCCACUGAAAACACUUCCAAGCCAUUGUUUGCCUUCUGUAAAACUGCCAGAGGAGUGCAUAUAUCGACCCAGCUGGACUGUUGGCAAACUUGAACUCCUUCCUGCAGUACACUCAAUGCCUUUUAUUAAAGAUGGAAAUAUUCCAAGUGUUGGAAGUACACUGGAUCAGGAUUAUGUGCAGUCCUAUACACCACAGACACACACACCUUUUGGAAUGAAUAGUGCACCACCCAGCAAUAGUGGAGCAGGAAUUCUUCCAUCACCUGCUACCCCUCGUUUUUCAGCUCCUACUCCCAGAACACCUAGGACUCCUCGGACUCCAAGAACAGGUGGUGGGCCAGCCAGUGUUCCAGGUUCAGUAAAAUAUGAGAGCUCAGACCUGUAUUCACCAGCUUCUACACCAUCAACAUGCCGGCCACUGAGUUCUGUUGAACCAGCUACUGUUCCAUCCAUCCCGGAAGCUCAUAGUCUUUUUGUAAACCUUAUCCUUUCAGAGUCUGUUAUGAACUUGUUAAAGGACUGCAAUUUUGACAGUUGCUGCAUUUGCGUUUGUAACAUGAACAUCAAAGGUGCAGAUGUAGGGGUUUAUCUUCCAGAUCCGUCACCUGAAGCACAGUAUCGGUGUACCUGUGGCUUCAGUGCUGUAAUGAACAGAAAAUUUGGAAACAAUGCAGGUUUAUUUCUUGAGGAUGAAUUGGACAUUGUGGGACGAAAUAUGGCAUAUGGGAAAGAAGUAGAGAAGCGCUUUGAUACCCUGAGAGCUUCUUGCAUUGAACGUUGUUUUGGAGGCGUUAAGGAUAUUGAGAAGAUCCCUGAUGACUUGAUUCUUUUGCUGCAGGAUCAGUGCACAAACUUGUUUUCCCCAUUUGGCGUUUUGGAUAAUGAUUCUUUGCCAAAAACAAAUUUAGCUAGCAACCUUGUACGUGUUGAAGAACGGGAUUGUUGCAAUGAUUGUUAUUUAGCACUAGAGCAUGGACGACAGUUCAUGGACAACAUGUCAGGUGGCAAGGUGGAUGAAGCCCUUGUUAGAAGUACUUGUUUACAUCACUGGUCUAAAAAAAUGGUGACUGUGGAUGUGAGCAUGCUUUGUUCACAGGAUGUCCUUCGUAUGCUGCUUUCCCUCCAACCAGUUCUGCAGGAUGCUAUUCAGAAAAAACGUACUAUCCGAUCAUGGGGAGUACAGGGUCCUCUCACAUGGCAGCAGUUCCAUAAAAUGGCUGGCCGAGGCACAUAUGGAACUGACGAAUCCCCAGAACCACUGCCCAUCCCUACAUUUCUUGUGGGAUAUGACCAUGACUUCUUAGUGCUGUCUCCAUUUGCUCUGCCGUAUUGGGAGAGGUUAAUGUUAGAACCUUAUGGAUCUCCGAGGGACAUUGCCUAUGUGGUCAUCUGCCCAGAGAAUGAGGCUGUGCUCAGUGGAGCCAAAACUUUCUUCAGAGACCUUACAGCAGUGUAUGAGUCUUGCAGACUUGGCCAGCACAGGCCGAUAUCCAAACUACUUCCCGAUGGCAUCAUGAGGGUUGGACCCACUUCAGCAAAGAAGCUUCAUGACAAACCUGUUAGUGAUUGGUUCUCUCAGGCAAUAAGUGGCAACAGUGACAUGUUCGUCAGACUAAAGCUUUAUGCACAAGUGUGCAGACAUGAGCUAGGUCCAUAUCUUGCUGCUCAACAGUUGGACAGUUCUAUGCUUUCUCAAGCAAAUCCUGUUUCCACCAGUCACUCAACUUCAGGACAGCCUCAGGUUGCACUGAAUGCAAAUAAUUUGUCUGCUCCCUGUUCUACUCCGGCUACAGCUUCUAACAGCACUAUGGCUGUGACCUCUAGUACUACAGUAACUUCAGCCACCUCUUCCUCUUCAACUUCCACAGCUAUAGCAAAUGGACUUACUACAGCUAAAGCACCGUCCUUCAUGCCAUAUGGGAAUAUAACAAACAGCACUGCAGGCUCUCUUCCAUCUCAGAGCAGCUUAUCCCAAAAUGGGCAGUUGGGGCAACAGACAUCACAGAAUUCUUGUGCAGCUGUAGAAACUGGUUUGACAUCUGCUUGUGGGCAAGCACAGCAAGAAGUUUCUGAAAGCACAAUGGAUCGGGAUAAAGUUGGUAUUCCUACAGAUGGUGAGUCUCAUGCCAUUACUUACCCACCAGCCAUUGUUGUGUACAUCAUUGAUCCCUUUACAUAUGAGAAUACCGAUGAUGGUUCUGAUUCAUCUGUACAGUGGACACUGGGCCUUCUCCGUUGCUUCUUGGAAAUGAUGCAGGUCUUACCAUCUCACAUUAGAAAUGCAGUAUCUGCACAGAUUGUGCCAUGCCAGUAUUUGUUACAACCUGUGAAGUUUGAAGAGCGCCAUACCUAUGCUCAGCACUUGAAGUCUCUGGCAUUUUCAGUGUUUACUGAAUGCAGAAGACCACUGCCAUAUUCCACCAAUGUGAAAACUUUGACAGGAUUUGGUCCUGGCCUUGCACUGGAAACUGCUCUUAAGAAUCCAGAGAGACCAGUGUGUGUACGACUGUACACUCCUCCCUUUAUCUUAGCCCCUGUAAAGGAUAAACAGACUGAACUUGGAGAAACAUUUGGAGAAGCUGCCCAGAAAUACAAUGUCCUUUUUGUAGGCUACUGUUUGUCACAUGAUCAGCGGUGGCUUCUAGCAGCAUGUACUGACCUCUAUGGGGAGCUAUUGGAGACUUGCAUCAUAAACAUCGAUGUACCUAACAGAGUUCGGAGAAAGAAGGGGUCAGUUCGUCGACUAGGCCUGCAGAAGCUGUGGGAGUGGUGUUUGGGACUGGUACAGAUGACAUCAUUGCCUUGGCGAGUUGUCAUAGGUCGAUUAGGGAGAAUUGGACAUGGAGAGCUGAAAGACUGGAGUUGCUUGCUGAGCCGCCGAAACUUGCAGUCUCUUAGCAGAAGGUUGAAGGAAAUGUGCAGGAUGUGUGGCAUCUCUGCUGCUGAUUCUCCAAGCAUUCUCAGUGCUUGCCUAGUGGCAAUGGAACCGCAGGGUUCUUUCAUUAUUAUGCCAGAUUCUGUAUCAACAGGGUCUGUGUUCGGACGCAGCACUACCCUGAAUAUGCAGACAUCACAGCUGAAUACACCCCAGGACACAUCAUGUACGCAUAUACUGGUGUUCCCAACUUCUGCUUCAGUACAGGCAGCACCUUCUACAGACGUGGACCUCCCCUUCAACCCAAAUAAUGAUGGUGCAGAUGGAAUGGGCAUUUUUGAUUUGCUGGGUGGCCCACCAGAUGAUCUUGAUCCUGAUAUUAUCAGCAUUUUGCCUGCAUCUCCCACGGGGUCCCCCAUUCAUUCACCAGGAUCUCACUACCCACCUGGAGGCGAUACUGGCAAGGGUCAGAGUACAGAUAGACUGCUGUCGACUGAAUCACAUGAUGAAGUCACAAACAUUUUACAGCAGCCAUUGGCUCUUGGUUACUUUGUGUCAACUGCUAAGACUGGUCCACUACCCGAGUGGUUUUGGUCUGCCUGUCCCCAAGCACAAAAUCAGUGUCCAUUAUUCCUCAAGGCCUCUCUGCACCUUCAUGUGCCUUCAGUGCAAUCAGAUGAACUACUUCAUAGUAAACACUCCCAUCCGCUUGACUCAAACCAAACAUCAGACGUCCUCAGGUUUGUUCUGGAACAGUACAAUGCCCUGUCUUGGCUAACCUGUGAUCCUGCUACCCAGGACAGGAGGUCAUGUCUCCCAGUUCAUUUUGUGGUGCUUACUCAGUUGUAUAACUUCAUCUUGAAUAUGCUGUGAUCAUCUGUGGAGCAAAUCUGCAAAAGAACAAGCAAAAGGGAAUUUUUGUCUAAUGAACUUCAGAGAAAGACUCUUAAUUACUGACUUGGUGCAAGCCACUUGUGGCAAGGUUCAAAACCUUGUUACUCCUCCCCACAAAAAUGUUCUUCUGUUUAUAAAGGGGAAUAUUUAAGUUUCACUACCCCAAAAGUCACUACAGAGAGUGUGAAUGUUACUUGGAAAGAAGAGAAUUUCUGAGCACCUGUAAUACCUUCUAAGCCCCUAGACUACUGCAAUAGUAUUUGUGGGAAAGUAACAAGCCAGUGUACCUGGUUCACAGUAUGUAAACAUUAGAAGUAUUGGAAAGGAAGGGACUUGAAUCAUUGGAUAAUGAGGAAUUUGUCUUUUGUGAUACUCAAGAUGUUAUAUUAUUGGAUUAUAGUACAUAGAACCAAUAUUCAAAAUGCCUGCAUCUCUUAUUUAUUGUAAGUUUUUAAAUGUAAAAAUUGUCUUAUAUUUCUUAACGUUUUAUAAAAAAAAUGUUUUCCUAGAAGGUUUAUACCACCUUCUUGCUUUAAAGCAAUUGGUCUAAGAAAUAUGUAAUCGUCUUAAUUAAAAGUUGCAAGUAGAUUGCUUUUAGAGGAUUUUUUGUAAAGGGGGGGUGGGACAGUAAUUUGUAUUGUCUUGAUGUACAGUUUGAAGGGGGUGGGUGGGGGUUAAAGUCCAUACCGUGUGUGUGGGAAAUUUACAGCUAAGCUGUAGUUGCAGAGUACAUGUACAGUAAUGAACUUCACUGUGUUUAUAAAUUGAAAAGGUACCAGGUCUUAACAGCUUUUUGUAUCACAAGUUUGCAAACUUAAAAAAAAAAACAAAAAAAAAACCAAAUGGCAAUAUAAUAGUAAUAUACUACUAAAUGAUUGCAUCUCUAGUGAGAAUCAAGUGACCGAACAUAUGUGAAAUUGUGUUGUGGUUUAGGCUGCAGCUAACAUUUGGACCUUCAUGGUUUCCAUCAUAUUACUUAUGUUAGUACUCUGUGUACAGAGUAAAAAUACAUGAAAAUCGUAAAAGCAAUUGUGCCGAUUUGGGAGAGCAGUGUUGUAAUUUAUAUUAAGUUACACUAUGAGCCAUUAGCAGUUUUUUGAGAGGAAGAACUGGAUCAUCUUGGGCUAAAUGUCCUGGGUUGGGGGUAGGUAAUAUUGUGAGGGAUAUAUUUGUAUAAAAAUGAUGGAAACUCUGAAGUUUAGCCCAGCCAAAGCCAUUUUGCAAUGUUUUUUAAAGCUGUAUUAUUUUAGUAUUUUCAUAUACGAACUGUGGUAUUCAGGCCAUAUCUGUUUGCAUAGGAGGACGCUUUUCUUUUUACCAGUACCUUGAAUGUCAAGCAUUUUCAGAUUUCACUAUAUGCUUAUUUUUAUGUUUGUUUCUUUAAAUGCAAAGGAAAGCACUUGUACCUACAAAACUCAGUUCACGGGAUUUCUCACUGGAAUUUAGGUUGGUAGUAUAGUUAUUUACAGUCAACAGAAUUGGCAUCUUUAAAUUAUGUACAUAGCUAUAUAUAUAUAGAUAUAUAUAUAUAUUAUAUAUAUAUAUAUAAAUAAAAUGUCUGCAACAUUUGUUUCUAUUGUAUAAAGAAAAAAUGUACAAACUAAAUUUUAUGGCAGUUAAUCAUUUCUUCAGAACUAAUUCAGUGCAAUCGGUAUAGGUCAGCAUAUUGUAGUAUUUACAUUUCCAGAUUGACUGCAGCUUUGUGUGUUUUGGAAUUCCUUUACAGUACUGGACCAGAGCAUGUGUUCAUCUUCAGUCUUUUAGUACCUAGGUAAAUGUUAGCUUCCCAGCAGUGGUCUCUCAAAAGUACUCGGCAUAAGCAACAUGUUGCUUUCUUUAUACAUGCACAUUACUGCGUCUGCCAUAGUUCUUUUCAUCAGUCUAAUUUUUCCCUUGACUGAAACAUUUGAAGUAUGUAAGAUCUUGUCCAUUUCAUUGGUUUUAUGUCUGUAUUAUGCUUGGUGUACAUUCAUAAACACACAUUGAGGCUUUUAGUGAUUUGACCUACAGCAGUUCGAGUGGUGAUGGGCAAGUAGUUUGCCUUUUUUUUUUUUUUUUUUUUUAAACUAUGUAUUCAGUUUCAGUGAUAUUUGGUAUCCUGCUUAAUCUUGCAGGCUUUUCUUUCAAAUUAGUUUGCCUGCAAGUUAGUAAUAAUGUAGAUCCUGUGUAUCAUUUAUUUUACACAUAAUGAGAAGAUAUGAUCACUUCUGUAUUUUAUUUUAUUAGUACACAAGUACUAAUAAAAUGUUCUGUAUUUGAGUUGGAGAGCGAAUCUCAAAUUUUCUUGUGUUGAUUGCCUUCCAUAAUUACCAUUGAACUCCAGAAGUUCACCCUAGUGAGUUGAAUUACCUUAACAUGGUUCUUGAUAGAAGUAAUUUGUUAUCUAGUCAAAUUUUGGUGAUUUUAAACAUUUCCAUCGUUUUGCUUUCGAGUUCAACUUAAAUUGGCAUCACUGUUCAGACUGUAGGUGCUUCUGAAGAAUAGCAAUGCUGCAUGUUCCAAUUUAGCAACAUUUUAGAACAUUUUGCAGCUAAGUUAGAAAUCUAUACCCAAGACUGGGAAUUAAUGACCACUUUACUAAGAUGUAGCUUCUCUCUUAUUUUUUUUAACCGUUGGCCUUCAGAAAUAUUUCAUGUGUUAGAUGUUUAGUAUGAAGCAGUAUACAUCUGUGAAAAUAGCAUCUUGGUAUAUUUGUAUCUGCGUGAGAAAUCUUUAGUUACUUGGAGACUUUUUUGAUCAAAAUGUACAAAAUUGUAUUAUAACAGAUGAUUUGAUAUUUAUAUUUCAAGAAAUGCUUGAAAUGUUGAAAUGUGGGCUUGUAUACACUUCACUCUUUAUACCCAUGAAGCAUUCACAUGUCUAAUAAUGUUUGAAUGUUAGAAAAAUCUGCAUUUUUGCCUUAGACUUAGAACUGAAAUCUUAGACAGUUUUGAUUAAGAAGACACAUGUCUUCAUUUGUAUUUACGUAUUUUGCCAUUCUUUUUCAGAAUACUAAUGUGAUGCCAACUUUCAGUUUAACUCAAUACUAAUCACUCUGUGGUGUUGCCCACAUCUGUUGAGUGAGCUGUAUUGUCCUGUUAAAGCCAAUAGCAUUUCAAAGGCCGACCACAAAGAGAUUUGCUGUAACAUAAACUAAUAUAGGGUAUUCAGUGUCGUUAUUAAGCACAUUAAAUGUGAGAAAAUUACUUCAGCUAAACAAGUAAUGCUGAAAGCUCCUUUCUUGUUCAUAUGAAAGGAUUUUCUCAAAUUGUCACAUUUUAUUUUCUUUCUGACUCUCCCCACUCUAGGCACCCGACAUCCAGCUUGCCUCCGCUUGGGAAUGUCACAAUUAGCUUACUGCCAUUAGAGGCAGCAGAAUUUAAGGGAAAAUUGCAUUAAGUAUAGAAAUAUUUUCCAGUAGAUCCUGCAUUCUAAGGAUGCCAGUUAACUUUCCAGUUUAGUAGUUUUACAUGGCAGUUAACACUUUAUGUGAAAUUAAGACUGUGACAUGUCACAGCAUUGCUGUAUUGCACAUGAAUGGCUGGCUGGGGGUCAAGAGCUAAAAUUAGGUGAUUUUUGUAUUUAUAGGAUUCACUUGUGUGAUGGUGCUCUCUAGGCUAAAAUGCUUAUAAAAUGAAAAAGUACAGUUGGCAACCAGUGUUUAGUAAUCGGUUUGUCUUGGGAAAUUGACAUGCAUGUUUGCGAUAUAGGGCCUUAUCUAGUAGUUUUAUGUUUUGAGUCCUGUUGAAAAAAAUUUUAUCACAUUUCUUGCAUCUGGUUCACCGCUGUUAUUGUUAUUCACACAGCCAGCCCUUGAAUGUUCAUUCUGAUGCUGUUUACUGAUGGCAUAAUUCUCUUGCUCACCUUCAUAUACUGUUUAAGCUUUUUACAAAAUCCUUAGUAGAUGUAUAAUUGUUGAUAUUUGCUAUCAAUUGACAUUCAUAGCUAUAUUUUUUCUUGCAAGCUACCUGAACAUUUUAAAGCUACCAGAUUUUCUUUCACUACAUUUUAAUAGCUGUUGAUCUGGGAAGAUGACAUUUUUCCAACCAGUAUUUUAAUAGCUAUUUUUCUAUAACAGUUAGAGAUAUUUAACACUUGAUGUAAUUUUUAUAUAAACUCUACAACAUUUUGUGUAUUUUGUUGUAUGAUACCAAGCAAGAGGUAAUUGAAACGGAAAUAUUAUGUUUGGGUCACAAUUGACAGAAUGUGAACACUGCUGUUCUGUGAAUAGAUUUUAGUUCUGUAAUGUAAUAAAUAUAUAUUUUUGCAACAAAGAAACAAGCUAAUUUCUCUCUGCUGAAAUGUCUAAUUUUGUUUUUAUUUGAGAUAGCCCCACUUCUUUCUUGGGACCAAUAUAUUUCAAAAUGAUUUUUUUUUUGGAAACUAAGUUCACUAGUGUCUGCAUUUAAAACAGGCUAGACUAUUGGACUUGAAAUCCAGGUUUCAAAAAGCACAUAUAGGAACUAAUGCCAUUUCACUGUAUUAAUACUGAGACUGUUCAGAUCAUUGGGUCAGAUUUAGAAAUAAGUUCUAUGCUCAGUUUUUUAUUAGUAAUUUUAAAUUCUUGUCUGGAUUUUUCACAACAGUCAAAUCUGGAAAUUCUGGAGGAACAAACACUAAUGCUACCAAUUGCCGUAGGCACUGAGUUGUACAAAUUGUGGUUGAGAAAAUGAAAAAAGUUUAUACUUUUUAAACUGUUUCAAAUGGAAUAAAUUAUUCAUAAAGUA
Molecule: messenger RNA, 11690 nt
Organism: Protopterus annectens (West African lungfish)
Lineage: Eukaryota; Metazoa; Chordata; Ceratodontiformes; Protopteridae
Gene: MED13
Product: mediator complex subunit 13
Exons: 30
Coding region: 517-6963 (2148 amino acids)
Biological process (GO): regulation of transcription by RNA polymerase II
Cellular component (GO): mediator complex
Molecular function (GO): transcription coregulator activity
Source: RefSeq, a predicted model, not a curated record